This is a messenger RNA of Aspergillus sclerotioniger CBS 115572, 2598 nucleotides long. RefSeq lists its product as uncharacterized. The record is from RefSeq and is a predicted model, not a curated record. Bases 280 to 2379 code for a protein of 699 amino acids. NCBI's taxonomy places the organism in Eukaryota, Fungi, Ascomycota, Eurotiomycetes, Eurotiales, Aspergillaceae. The transcript is spliced from 3 exons.
AGAAACCCAAGCUGAGGAUGCUCCGGCAGAUGCAUGAUGUGGUGCAUGUGCUGCUGCUCCUCUUGCUAUGGCUGCUGCCCUGUCUCCAUCUCUUCCUGACCCUUCUCCGCCCGUCCCACGGUUCGUACCUCUCUACCCGUGGGUUUCUGUCACCACCAAUCUACUUGUCUAACCCAACAUUCUUUCUUUAAGCUUAAUUCAUCUGUGCACAUUCCUUUCCCCCGCUCAUCGCGUGGGUCAAGCCUUCGAGAUUAGAUUGAGGCUUCUACCAUAGCGAUCAUGGGCAACAAUAACACCCCUCCAUUCCUUUAUGACUCCCCUCCUUCCAAUCGGUUUUAUGGUCAGUUCGACCCUUCUUUCAACCCGAAGGCUGUGACCCAGGCGAGCUGGGCUCGACCGGCGCCAAAGCCAGAGGUGAAAGGACCGUUGGUUGAUCUGAAUAGUCACGAUUUGGGGAAUACCUCGGAUAGCAAGCCGAAAUGGACCCCAAUGAGUCCAAAAACAAAGGGUCGAGUGGUUUAUGGACGGAAGGUUCAGCUCGGGCUGCGCGUAUUCGCUCUUGUCGGUGCCCUCGGUUCAUUGUUCUGCUCUAUCGUGAUCAAGAACGCUGCAGCAACUGCGAUUUGGAUUGUUAGAGUCGGUCCAGCUGUCGCAAUUCUGCACACUCUCUAUGGCAUAUACCAUCUGAGCCGUUCUUCUAUCACUAGGCCUCCUGGCUCACAGGCCAGUUAUAUGCUGUUUGCAGUAACCUUCGAUCUAGGCUUGGUCCCUUUUUACGUCUUUGCAGCCUAUUUGGGUUAUAGGCAAUACUCCGACAAUGCAUACGACUGGACUACAAUGCUCGGCUCUGACAUUGACGUGACAACUAAAAUUGCAGAGGCUACGUUUCUUCUGGGUAUAAUCAAUGGAGCACUUCAUGCGAUUUCCCUAGGAAUCUCCCUCUUUCUGGGUAAUAUUCUCCGCAAGAUCACGAAAUUGCCCCCCGACAUGAACCCGCUAGAAGACAACUUGACUGCCCGCCCUCUCAAACGAACCAAGUCUGAGAUUCUUGAGAAGCACGCCAGCAAGUCCACUUUGGGCUCAGACAAUAUAUCCAGCGAAGACCCACUGAUCGGCGUUCCUCGCAAUGUGCCUUUCAUCGAUACCCGUAGCAAUUCGUCCUUUAACAACGACUACAGCCGAUUCCCCUCUGGUUUCACAGACAGAACGCACCCGCAACAUGCGCCUUCCUUCCAUCGCCCGCCUCGCGUCGAGACCAUUCCACAUCUCCCCUUUCAUCAGCCAAAUGAUAUUGCGGAUGAUAUCACAAUCUCGUCGCCAAUAGAGAACCCAGAUAUUUUCACCAGACCCACAACAACUAUUCCCUAUGGAUCGCCAGUUCGCGAACCAUCCCCUGACCUUCCUAACCGAUCACAAUGCGUGAGCCCAGCUUCAGACAAUUGGAUUGUGUAUCCUUCACGGUCUGCUACACCUGUAGAUGAGGUCCAGGACGAGCACCCGGCUCCUCGUGACCCGUCCUCUGUGUACAGUCGGGCGGAAACCGCAGGUUCUUCGAAGGGGGGUGUUAUGGAUUGGCUUAGUCCGCAGCGAUAUGGCCUGAAUAUGAGAGGAGCAAUUACCGAAAAUGCGCACGGAGAAUACGAGUCUGUCGCGGCGAACGAAUACUAUGGAAACGAUGAUGAAGCUCAUGACAUUUUAUACCGAGGAUUCUACGCUAACGCCGAACAAGACCUCGGCGAUCACCCAAUUGAUAUCUUCCAGGACCACGAGGACCUUGAUGAGGACACACUAAACUCGCUCCGGGUUAACCCGUUGGCGCUGAACCCACCUUCUCCUCAGCCAAAGCCGGACCAAAUAAGAAACCGCACGCCGAGCAACGGUCGCAUGGCGCUUACCGACAUUCCUAACCUUUCGCCCAAGCCCCCUGCCGAAGAGCCACUCCUUGAUAGCAUACGGAAGAAGGCAAGUUUCUAUGGAGUCUUGAACACAUCUGGCCUGGAUACGCCCCGGAAGGCUAGCCGCGACGAGCCAAAGCCCUCUUCAAAGAAGAGCAAGAUGACAAUCAGGAAGGGCCAGAAGUUCAAUGCCUACGGUGCACUCAAGCAGCACGAUGAUGGCGAUCUGAACGGCCUGGACGUCCCAUAUGCAGACCCCGUCGGCGAUCGGAAGGGUCGCGUGGUUAGUAACUCAGGAGCCGAUGCUAGCCAUGCCAACUCGUCAUUAUCGUACGGAAACUACAUCUCCGGACUAGGAGCUGGAAGGAGACGUGACGUUAGUGGCAAAAUGGCUGAGGAAGGCCGAGUCGAGGUCAGCAAGCCGCAAAACGAGAAUACCACACCUAUCCGCGCGGCUGGAUGGGCACGCUUUGCAGGUCUAUAGCACCAACGUGCAAAAAACAACAAUACGUGCAAAAGGCGAAUGUAAGCUUCUUCGAUUGGCUUUAUGAAUUUCAUGGAUAUGGUUUGGACAUGAGGAUUUCUGACAAUGAUUGAUGUGAUUUAUGUGUUUUUUAUUGAUACUCCCCUUUGUUUCCCCCUGUAGACAGUACAGAUAUUUUGUCUAACAUAGCUCAUGACGGAGAUUUGCAUUGCUCCUUUU